Fusarium verticillioides 7600 is the source of this 297-nucleotide messenger RNA. RefSeq lists its product as hypothetical. The transcript is spliced from 2 exons. Bases 1 to 297 code for a protein of 98 amino acids. The record is from RefSeq and is a predicted model, not a curated record. Lineage: Eukaryota; Fungi; Ascomycota; Sordariomycetes; Hypocreales; Nectriaceae.
AUGGGCGGGAACCAAGCCAUGCGAGACGUUGCCGACAUGUUGCCUGAGUUGCUAGAGCUGAACAAGGCGGCUGAAGCAGGUCCGUCACUGAGCACUAAGGAGAUCGAGAUUAGGUGCCAUGCAUACGAGAAAAAGAUGUUUGACCGCUCAUUUGCUUGGGUGGCUAAGAGCGGGGGCACAGCCCUGCCGACCGUCGACCUCGACGGGCUUCUAGGCAGGGUUAUAUCCCUCGUAGCAGGCUUGCUGCUGCCUGUAGCAACUAUCUUGUUCAAGGCAGUCAAAAGAUCUAAUGAAUAG